UUCUUAUUCUGCGGUGCGGUGAACUUUCAAAACUUCAGGCGAAUGGAAAAGAAAUACGGAAGAGAAUAUUUUAUUUUAAUGUGGCGGCGCUAAAUUAUCCCCAAAUUUGAAGCUUCAGAGAAUCUGGGCUGUCCGUGGGGAGGGGGCGGCCUGUCCUAAAUCGGGAAUUAAUCUUUUGGUACAAAGAAAGAGGAAUUUCCUGGCUCUCCAGUCUCCACUCUCCUGGUUCAAUUCAGUUCUAGGGUUUAUGCAUUACCGCUUCAUCUAUGCAUAAGAAAACCCACUGCGCCUAUUCCCAUCUACACAAUUUCAACGUGUGUUAAGAGCUUUCUCAACUUCACAAAUCAAUGGGUCGCUCUCGCGGAAAUUUUCACGCUGAUGAAGAUCCCAGCCAAAGAUCAAGGCGAAAAAAGAAUGCUUCAACUGGAGAAAAUCUAGAAUCCACAACAGCAGGCCAAGGAACAGGUGAAGGGAAGAAGGCUUUGUACCACUGCAAUUACUGCAACAAAGAUUUAACAGGGAAAAUUCGUAUCAAGUGUGCUGCGUGUACUGAUUUUGAUCUAUGCAUAGAGUGUUUUUCUGUUGGCGCUGAGGUGACGCUUCAUAAAAGCAAUCAUCCUUACAGGGUCAUGGACAGCUUAUCUUUCCCACUUAUCUGCCCAGAAUGGAAUGCAGAUGAAGAAAUUUUGCUUCUGGAGGGGAUUGAAAUGUAUGGUAUGGGAAAUUGGGCAGAGAUUGCUGAGCACGUUGGGACAAAGAGUAAAGAACAAUGUAUUCAACACUACAAAACUGCCUACCUGAACUCACCAUACUUCCCUCUGCCGGACAUGACUCAUGUUGUUGGCAAAAAUAGAAAGGAACUUCUCGCUAUGGCCAAAGGGCAUGGUGAAGACAAGAAAGGUAUGACAGGAACAUCUUCCCUAGGUGAGCUUACUUUGAAGGAUGAAUCUCCAUUUCCCUCUUCUAGAAUCAAGGUUGAAGAUUCAAAUAAAAAUGGUUCAUCUGGCCGAUUGGUAUCUUCUGGAACAACUGCCACUAAGGGGUCAAACAUAGCGCAGGUCAAGAAUAGCCCCAGUUCCAUAAAAGUGGAAGACAAUCUAGUGGACAGGAGUUUUGGGGGCAAGAAACUUAAACCUCCAAACGAGGGCCCAACUUUGUUGGAGUCAAGUGGUUAUAACCCCAAAAGGCAGGAAUUUGAUCCAGAAUAUGAUAAUGAUGCUGAACAAUUGCUUGCUGACAUGGAAUUCAAGGAAACUGACACCGAAGAGGAGCGCGAGUUGAAGUUGAGGGUCCUACAUAUCUAUGCAAAGAGGCUUGAUGAGAGGAAAAGGAGGAAGGAUUUCAUCUUAGAAAGGAAUUUGCUCCAGCCAAAUUUGUUUGAGAAGGACUUAUCUUCCGAAGAGAAAGAAAUCUGCCGUCAUUAUGAUGUCUUUAUGCGUUUUCAUUCCAAAGAAGAGCAUGAUGACUUACUUAAGACUGUUAUCCAGGAAUAUCGAAUUAUGAAAAGGAUUCAAGAACUCAAGGAAGCCAGAACUGCUGGUUGUCGAUCAUUAGUCCAAGCUGAGCGAUAUCUUGAACAGAAAAGGAAGAGGGAUGCUGAAGAAAGUGGACGUAGCACCAAAUUAAGUACUCAGUCGGGUCGGAGCAGUCUGGGUUGUCUCCCACCCCCUGAGUCAGUGAUGAGUGAUUCAAAUAUGAGAGCUACAGGACAGGCAAAUUCAGGUUCUCUUGCUGACUUAGAUAUUAUGGCACUUCCAGGGGCUGAGUUGCUAUCUGAAUCUGAGAAAAGACUUUGCCGCGAAAUCAGGUUAUCACCACCAGAGUACCAUAAGAUGCAAGAGAUCAUGACCGUCCAAAUCCUCAGUGGCACCAUUGCCAAGAAAUCUGACGCCUAUCCCUUUUUCAACAAAAUCGAACACAGCAAAGUUGAUAGAGUUUAUGACAUGCUGGUGAGAAAGGGUUUUACUCAAUCAUGAACACAGAGACGUCUGUCACCCAACCCACCCUCCAACAUGUUCACCCUUUCCCGAGCUACAAUAAUAAUUAUAUGUAAUGUAACUAAUCCAUUCUGUUCUACACACUGAUUGAAUCAAUAAUAUAUGCAUUCUCUAUUUUCGUC
Molecule: messenger RNA, 2119 nt
Organism: Diospyros lotus (date-plum)
Lineage: Eukaryota; Viridiplantae; Streptophyta; Magnoliopsida; Ericales; Ebenaceae
Product: transcriptional adapter ADA2b-like
Exons: 13
Coding region: 348-1976 (542 amino acids)
Biological process (GO): regulation of transcription by RNA polymerase II; chromatin remodeling
Cellular component (GO): nucleus
Molecular function (GO): transcription coactivator activity; chromatin binding; protein binding
Source: RefSeq, a predicted model, not a curated record